GCUGUCCGUUAGAGCUGCCAAUUGUGGAGGGAUUUGUAACAUUGUGUUAAUAUUUGGUCGUGAAAUUCUUCUCGCCAGCACCCAGUUUCAAGAGUGAUCUACCUGAGCUAUCUCUCUACGUAGGAUGUGGAACGGCACAGCAUAAAACUCGAGUCGCGUAACAAUUCUUGAGGUUAGAAUGAUUCCAAAUACCGAUUGUAUGCAAAAAUGUAAACACUUGCAUCACUCGCACCUACUCCCAGCGGAACCUAUGCGAUGGUCCCUUCCCUUGCAUGCUUCCUGCAGCAUGCUUUUUAUGAUACUUUCACUCUCGUUUGAUGUUCUGCGAGAAAGAGAAGCAACGAGAAACGAGAAGAGAGUAGUUUUUGGUUUGGCUCUCUCCAUCUCUCCUGGGUGCUGAUUUCGUGUACUUAACACCUCUCUCUCUCUCUCUCUCUCUCUCUCUCUCUCUCUCUCUCUCUCUCUCUCUAGGGUAAAUGCACUUACGAAAUUCAAUUUGACAAACUUUGUAUUUUGAAAAUUGAUAAACCUCUUCAGCUUCUUCGAAUUUUUGCUUAAAAUCAACAUAAAAGUUUAAUACUGCGAAAGCUGAUAAAAAUUUUGAUUUUUCCCACUGAUAAUCACAUUCCUUACAGACGCUUCAUUUACAAAAAGGUUUAUCGCCUUCAAUCGAACAGAUAACGAACUAAUCAGCUGAUCGGUUCAGCAUUUGCGAUUUGCUGAAUUGCAGCAGUUCGAUUAACUGCCAAAGUCGGGAAUUUUCGUCACACAGUUCUUAGGGAACUGGGUCAUUCCAGACGGAUCGAUAAACCGGUGCAAUGACCUCGUUACAUUUGGCUGCGUGUGCAAUGACCUUACGACGAGGAAAACAUGCUUAUCGGCAGGAAGUGCAUUGCGUUAUCGAACAAAUGCACCGGCCCGAAAUUGCACUAGCACGGACGGAAUGGUUGAUUGUGCUGAAAGAAAAACAAAGCGAAUUUUGCCGUGCCAAUGACACCGAUUGACAAACCCCCCCCCCCCCCCCCCCCCCCCCCCUCGAACGAUGCAAUAUUAUUCCACUGUUGUGCAACAGUGCAAAUGCAUAUAAACAUGCAGCCCACGCUCGAGCGUGCGUGAUACUGCUGCAAGACGCUACACGCCACGUGCUUUCGGGUUGAAUGAAUCCUUACGGACGGGGAAUCCACUGCAACUGUGGAUGUUACGGAUGUUACAAAUAACACAAACAAAAAGCGCUAGAUACGCCUGCCCGACGAGGGACACACACACAUGCGCAAUGGCGGUCCGCUGGAGUCCUGCGGUUUCGGCACGAUAUGACGUCACUCAUGAAAACAAAUCCGGAACCGCGGACUGGCGCGCACGCACGCAAAUUUUGCGCCCUCGGCACGGGACGGUGACAUUUUCGGGGCGGACAUUUGUUUUUAUGUAACAAUCAAUCGCGCAAACCCGAACCAUCAUAUAGCAUACCGGCGGCCAUUGAGUUUGUGGUUUGUUGGAGGGAGUUAGUAGGUAACCGGAAGCUCAAAUCCUGACGCUGGGGAGUAGCAUUCUUUUGGAAGGGUAAACCCAACCCAACACCAGCGCAACAUGACAAUCAGCAGCAACAGUGCCCUGGUAUUGCACGGCCGGUUUAAGAACAUGACCCGCAGGUUUCGCUUCUCCCCGAGACGACGCCAGUACUGUGUGCUUACUUCGGCCGUGGUCCUGCUAAUGGUGGUGCUGGGCGUAAUGGGCUAUCUUCUGAGCGGUAUGCACUACUGCUUUGACGUGCUGGUUGAGUGGAAGAUAUCGAAAAUAUGCAAUCAGUAUUACACGAACGAAAUCACGGGCUACAUGUGUCCGGAGCUGUGUGCCGGUGAUACCAUAUCGGAGUUCCACUGUCCACCGGCCCCACAAACCUUCAAUCCGAACCGCUUUCUGGCACGCAAAGCCCAACAGUUUGUGGUGGUUAAGCACGCCGUUCCGGACGCAAGCUACGAGAAGCUGUCCUGGAUCGAUAGCCACCGUCAGGAGGAACACUUUCCAACGGAAGCGGAGUACGUGGGCAUUGUGCGACGGUACGUCGAGCUGCGGUACAAUCUUCAGCUACCGUUCGACAAGCUAGCUAGCUUGCUGAAGUUGAAGAACAAAAACAAUCACAUUCUGUUUCGGGCCAGCAUGCGCAACAGCUGGAACCUGAUCCAGAACAACGAGUACCUGUUGAGCCGGCUGUACGAGGAGAAGGAGAUCUUCCCGCAGGUGUACGGUACGUGCGGCGAUCUGUUCAUUACCGAGCUGCUCGACACGGUGGAGUUCGACGAGCGUCGGUACCACUUUACCAACCACAUCGAUCUGUCCAAGUGGCGCUACCAUCUGAAGGUGGCGGUGCUGAUACUGGACUACCUGGACGAGAUGGCCCAGAACCGGUUCCAGAUGUGUGCGGUACUGUUGGCCGGAUUCGGUAUCAGUGACAGCCGGAUGAAGUAUCACGAUUUGCGGUACAUCAGUACGGAAGCGUCCAUCGAUCGGCAGCUGUCGGAUGGGCGUUGGUGUGCGGCCGAUGCCGAUUGUAGCUACCACGAUUGUCGCAGUCGGUGCAACACCACCAGCCGCCAGUGUACGGCCGGUUUGCUGAACAACAAUCUUCAGAUUGUCUGCGAAAAGAUAUUUCGAGGCACUGCCACCGAACCGGGCAUACUGGUGACGGAGAAAAGUCCCGCCCGGUUGCUUCGCAUUCUGGAUCGCUGUGCGCAGCCGGUGAGCAGAUCGGACGUGGAUGAUGCCCGUCCGUGGGGUGCAUCGAGGAUGCUUAAGAAGCAGCUGUACAACGAGCUGACCGGGAUCUACGAACAGCUUGCCUCGUCGCUUUACUCCUAAUAGUUCGGCAGCCUUGCGCCUCCCUUCCCGCCAUCCCGGGACCAGGAGAGUUUCGAAAGACAGACAAUUCUCCAUAGAAUCCGUAGUCAAUUGCAGUGAUAAUCAAGGCGUCGGCGGUGCAUUACGAUGGUGGUUUUAUUACACGAAUGAGUGACCCAAGAUGUGGUCCACGGUUUCAGAACGCAGCCACGGUACCGCAAAAGCCCUUUUGCGUAAGAUAUUAUUAACGAUUUUCAAUGCUUAUUUAACCGCGGCCAUAACGGAAGGGUAGAGAGCGAAGUAACUCACAACACGACAGUAUUUGGACAAAGCAUCAAACGUUCGGAAUUGUUCAUCGCUUUGAAAAGAUAUCUCAAUAUAGGUUUUUUUCUAUGUA
Molecule: messenger RNA, 3229 nt
Organism: Anopheles stephensi (Asian malaria mosquito)
Lineage: Eukaryota; Metazoa; Arthropoda; Insecta; Diptera; Culicidae
Product: divergent protein kinase domain 1B-like
Exons: 5
Coding region: 1585-2853 (422 amino acids)
Source: RefSeq, a predicted model, not a curated record